AUGGAGGAUCUCCACUAUAAAUGGGAAGCGUAUGCGCUGUCACAACCCACGGAACCUCAAAUUGCGUCCAGUCUCAGUGAUUUCCAGAUCUAUCUUGCUCAUGAAGCCGAUCGGCCGAAAAAGAAGGCCAAAAUCGGCACUCCACACACUUCACGAACGCGUCAGGUUGCCACCCCUUUGCGCCAGAUCCAGUCGUCUGCUACAAAGCCUUCCACACCACUCCCUGCACACAUUGACCGCUCGGGAAUCUUACCAUCCUCAAGUGACUUCCCAUCGAGUCCUGUAGCACACUAUUCAUCUCGACAAAAUUCAGGGAAAGUUAUCUUGACUCUGAACGAAAAUGUUGCAGUAAACCCUUCGAUCCCCAGUGCUCCAGCUCACUUUGCACCUAAUGUCUCAGCCACAGAGCACAAUUAUAGGCCCAUGUACCAGCAGCUUUCUGAUGCUAGCAAGGUUUUAGAUCAACAGAUUGAGCGGAUGAUCAAGAUUUUCACCGAUGAGGGUGGCAUAAAUGAGCACGAUAUCGUUAAUCCUGCACGAACCAUUCAAGAUGAGGCCAUUGUUAUUGGUCGGUUAGGAUCAGAUGAGCCUGGCUAUAAACAACGUCUCCACCCCAAAGGAAUUACGAUUCAAACCUGUAGGAGACUGGGUGCAGGCACUCAGACUCGUCUCGAUCUGGACCAACUUUCUGCGUUUUCGUUUUUCCCAGGCCAAAUCGUCGCAUUGAAAGGAACCAACCCAAGUGGCUCCUCGUUUGUUGUUAAAGAGGUUAUCGCACCCCCUCAAAUGCCUUUUGCAAUGGUCUCUUCCGAGAACCAGAAGGAACUUGAAGCCAAGCGUGGUGAAAACCCUUUGAGGUUGGUUGCAGCUGCUGGUCCCUUCACAACUCAAGACAACCUCGAUUUCCACCCUUUGCAAGACCUUGUAAAGACUAUUCAAGAAACAAAGCCCUCAAGUGUCAUUCUUGUAGGGCCAUUCGUAGAGGGUGAUCAUCCUAUGCUUUGGUCCUCUCAAAAGACCGACAGCUUCGAUUCUUUGCAUGAAAUUUUUGCACAAAAAGUGGUACCUAUUUUGAACGAUCUUGACCAAAAUAUCCCAGUCAUUCUUCUACCAAGCACUAAAGAUGUUAUCACAGAGAAUCUGCAAUACCCUCAACCGCAAUUCUCACGAAAAGAACUUGGCUUGCCUAAAAACUUCAAGAUGGUCCCCAACCCGGCUAUUUUUUCCCUUGAUGAAGUUGUAAUUACAGCAACAUCAUCAGAUUCUGUACAAGAUAUUCUCAGCAGUCGCACGGUAGAACAAAACCAACAGGGCAGCGGGUUUAGCCAGGCUUGUCGGAGUAUUCUUGAGCAACGUCGCGUCUAUCCUCUGUUCCCUGGGUUCCAAUCUGGUGACACACCAACAGAGGAAUCUGUCUUUGAGGUAUCUUUGCGCCGUGAACAACGCCCGGGUGUCCCUUUGGAUGUUUCUCAUUUGAACCUUGCAGAUAUGGUCCUAGCGCCCAACGUUUUGAUUGUUCCAUCUCUCACUCGGCCUUCAGCAGAGAUAGUCAACAAUGUUGUGUGUAUCAAUCCUGGGUUUUUAUCUAAAAAGUCGAAUGGCGGGACCUAUGCUGUUAUAUCUGGAUCUGCGGGCCCAUUCUGGAGAAAUAGCCGGGUUGAUAUUGUUCUCAUUUAG
Molecule: messenger RNA, 1677 nt
Organism: Wickerhamiella sorbophila
Lineage: Eukaryota; Fungi; Ascomycota; Dipodascomycetes; Dipodascales; Trichomonascaceae
Product: DNA polymerase alpha subunit B
Exons: 1
Coding region: 1-1677 (558 amino acids)
Biological process (GO): DNA replication initiation; DNA replication
Cellular component (GO): alpha DNA polymerase:primase complex
Molecular function (GO): DNA binding
Source: RefSeq, a predicted model, not a curated record